AUGGCGUCCACUAGCCAAGCUGCAAAAAGGAGCCGUGCCUUAGCGGAACAGUUGAGUUCAAUGAUGGACUUUCUGACGGAAUACCCGGCACUGGCUACCGGGAAGUUUCAAAUGCUUCCCGGGCAGCUUGAAAACGAUCGGAAGUGGGCUGAGUGGGCAGCAAAGCUGAACUCAAUUGGAGGUGCAGUAAAAUCUGUGGACCAAUGGCACACGGUAUGGCGGGACUUGAAAAGCAGGACAAGUGUAAAGGCUCGUGACCGGAAAAGGCAGCAGGCGUUGACCGGUAACAGGCCACUUGACCAGGCGCCUAUGGCGGAGCUUGAAAGGCGCGUGAUAGGUCUAAUUGGCAGCAGCUUUGUAGAGGGUAAUGAUGUUCCCGAGAAUAUACCGACAGAGGAGGAUUUUCAAUUGGCUCUGGAGGAUGGGGACGAAACCGUUUUCAAAUUAUUUAUUCAAGAGCAGGAUGAAGUACGUUGCGAAACCCCCAAAACCUCAACGCCAAAAACGCCACGCAGGUACUCUAAAAAGAAACGGGUCGAAGAGGAUAUCGACCUGCGGAGGAAAUUCUUAGAGAUAGCUGAAAAGCAGGCAGAUGGUCUAAAGAUGCUAGCCGAAUGCAGUUCGGCGAAUACAAGGCUAGCGAACUCUAUGACGGCGGCCACAAAUGCAUUGUCGGGCGCUUGGGGAAG
Rhagoletis zephyria (snowberry fruit fly) is the source of this 689-nucleotide messenger RNA. RefSeq lists its product as uncharacterized. The record is from RefSeq and is a predicted model, not a curated record. Lineage: Eukaryota; Metazoa; Arthropoda; Insecta; Diptera; Tephritidae.